AUGGCGACAAGACUGUUGUCGCCGCUGCGCAUAGUCCUCUGUGCAGUCUUCUUCUUCACAGCACAUGUCUAUGCUGCAUCAGCAGUGCUAGGUAUUGAUCUAGGCACCGAGUACAUCAAAGCUGCCCUUGUAAAACCAGGAAUCCCCCUCGACAUUGUCCUUACCAAAGACUCCCGACGAAAAGAGAUCUCGGCUGUCACCUUCAAGCCUCCCCAAAAUGGCCCAAAGAAGGGGGAAUUCCCCGAACGGCUCUACGGCUCUGACGCCAUGGCCCUGUCCGCUCGCUUCCCCGGCGACGUCUUUCCGAACCUGAAGACCCUCCUCGGCCUCCCUGUCGACAGCCCUGCUGUCCGAGAGUACGCUGCCCGUCACCCAGCCCUACAGCUUGAGAGUCACAAGGUCAAGAAUACUGCUGCUUUCAAGAGCAAGGAUGCAUUCACACCCGAGGAACAGGCGUGGCUCGUAGAGGAGCUGUUGGCCAUGGAGCUGCAAAGCAUCCAGAAGAAUGCCGAGAACAUGGCGGGCCCAGGCACAUCCGUUCGCUCGGUCGUUGUAACUGUUCCGCCAUUCUACACAAUAGAAGAAAAGCGAGCUAUUGAGGCGGCUGUCGAGCUGGCUGGUCUGAAGGUCCUGUCCCUGAUCAGCGACGGCCUUGCCGUGGGUGUCAACUACGCGUCAAGCCGGACAUUCCCCAAUGUCAAUGAGGGCGGGAAGCCGGAGCAUCAUAUGGUAUUCGACAUGGGCGCAGGCUCCACUAAGGCUACAAUCCUGAAGAUGCAGGGUCGCACUGUCAAGGAUAUCGGCAAGUUCAACAAGACCGUCCAGGAGGUACUUGUGUCGGGCAGCGGAUGGGACCGUUCCCUUGGUGGCGAUGCCCUCAACGCAAUCAUUGUGGACGACAUGGUUGAGAAGUUUGUCGAAUCUUCGGGCGCCAAGAAGGUCGGAGCGACAGUUGAAGGUGUCAAGGCACAUGGCAGAGCGGUGGCGAAGCUGUCCAAGGAUGCCGAGCGGUUGCGACACGUUCUCAGCGCCAAUCAGAACUCCCAGGCUAGCUUUGAGGGUCUCUACGAGGACGUUGACUUCAAGUACAAAAUCACACGUGCAGAGUUCGAGACGAUGGUCGAGGCGCACGCCUCCAGAGUCGGGGUUGCAAUUCAAGGCGCUCUUGAUAUGGCUGGCCUAAAGGUCGACGACCUGGAUUCGGUCAUUCUCCACGGUGGAGCUACGAGAACGCCGUUUGUGCAGAAAGAGCUGGAGAAGAUCUUUGGUACUGGCGACAAGAUCCGCAGCAACGUCAACUCUGAUGAAUCCGCUGUCUUCGGUGCUGGUCUUCGCGCAGCUGAGCUCAGCCCCAGCUUCCGUGUUAAGGAAAUCAGGAUCUCUGAAGGUGCCGCGUACCCCGCCGGCAUUAAAUGGGUCGAUGACAAGGGAAAGGCUCGUCACCAGCGUCUUUGGACCACCACCUCCCAUCUUGGUGCAACAGCCAAGGAGGUCACCUUCAACAACAAGGACGACUUCUCCGUCGAGUUCUAUCAGGAGACCCCUGCUCUAGCCGCUGAUGUCACACCGGGUGUGGAGGAGAAGGCCACCAAGACCUUCAACACCAAGAAUCUGACAGAGACUGUGUCCUUGAUGAAAGAAAAGUACUCUUGUGAGCCCAGUGACGUCCAAUUCAAGUUUGGUGUACGCCUCGCCGGUGAGAACGGCGAGGUCGAGGUCACCAAGGCCUAUGUCGAGUGUGAGGCCGAGGUCGUGGAGAAGGAGAGCUUGAUUGAUGGAGUUAAGAACAUGUUCGGCUUUGGAAAGAAGGAUGAGCAAAAGCCCCUUGCCGAUGGCGAAUCCUCCGAAUCUGCGGAGGAUACCUCCGCGGAGUCUGUUGAGUCUUCCAGCUCGACAACCUCGACCGACACUACCACGUCUACAACAUCAACCAGCUCGACUACCUCUUCGGCUUCAACCACUGAAUCUGCUGAGGCCAAAGAAGGCAAGAAGACUAAGAAGAUCGUUUCCGUUCCCGUCAAGUUCGAGCUCGAGAAGACAGGCUCUGCCCAACUUGACAAGCUUGAUGUACUCCAAUCCAAAGACCGCCUGAAAGCCUUUGAGCAAUCCGACAAACUCCGUCGACAGCGUGAAGAAGCCCUGAACCAGCUUGAAGGCUUUACCUACAAGAUUCGGGACCUCCUCGAUAGCGAGUCUUUUAUCGCCGCCUCUACUGAAAAGGAGCGAAAAUCGCUCGAGCAGAAGGGUAGUGACGCUAGCGACUGGCUCUACGGUGAGGGUGUGGACGCAUCCAAGGACGAGCUGAAGAAGCGAAUCAAGGAGCUGCAGGACAUUGUCACGCCUAUUCAGAACCGUAUCGAGGAGUCGACCGAACGACCAAAGCUUCUGGAGGGUCUUAAGAAAGCGCUCAAGCAGACGGACGAAUUCGUCAAGGAUAUUAAGCAGAAGAUUGCCGAGGCAGAGGCCUGGACUUCGUCACAAUCGGCAUCGGCCACUGCCUCAUCAGACUCUUCUACCGUUACAGCUGCGCCAUCUGACGAUUUUGCGGACCUGGAAGACGACUCCACGACGUCGACCACCAAGUCCCCCACUAUGGAAGAUGUCGUCAAGGAUCGCGGUCCAGUGCCUCCACUGUAUACCCUCGAGGACCUGAAGGAGACUGAAGACCUGUUCGCAAAGAUCACAGCCUGGCUCGAAAAGAAAGAGCCCGCUCAAGAAAAACUUGGUGCUACGGAUGAUCCGGUGCUGACUGUGAAGGCACUCAAGGAGUGGCGGGAGAAGCUCGACAAGGCAGGCCAGGACCUGGCCCUGAAGAGCGUGAACAACUUCAAGAAGAAGAAGGGCAAGUCCAGCUCAUCGAAAUCCAAGAAGUCCAAGGCGACCAAGUCGUCGGCGACACCGGGCUCUGAGCAGACGAUCGAGAUCGGCAAGGACGGCAAGGUGCCCAGCGAGGAGGAGAUCGAGGAACUGAUCAAGAAGUUCACAGAGGAAGCUGCGGCAAGAGAGGCGGCAGGAAAGAAAGAAGAGACGGGCAGCGAGGAGAAAAUGAAGGAUGGCGAUGAGCAUAAACGGGAUGAGCUGUGA
Diaporthe amygdali is the source of this 3084-nucleotide messenger RNA. Its product is annotated as stress protein. Gene Ontology annotation, cellular component: endoplasmic reticulum chaperone complex. Gene Ontology annotation, molecular function: ATP-dependent protein folding chaperone; ATP binding. Gene Ontology annotation, biological process: cellular response to hypoxia; negative regulation of hypoxia-induced intrinsic apoptotic signaling pathway; endoplasmic reticulum unfolded protein response. The coding region runs from base 1 to 3084 and encodes 1027 amino acids. Lineage: Eukaryota; Fungi; Ascomycota; Sordariomycetes; Diaporthales; Diaporthaceae. The transcript has a single exon. The record is from RefSeq and is a predicted model, not a curated record.